AUGUUUGCCAGACAGCGCGCGUGGACUGCAGUUCGCCCUUGUCGGCGCACUUUCUCUAGCACCCCCAACGCUUGGUCACUCGAGAACAGAUAUGCCGACAAGUUGCAGCAGCGAGCACAAGAGCAAGGUCUUAGCGUCUCUGAACUCAAGAAGAGAGUGAAGGAGGCUGCUGAAGCCGAGCGCAAAGCUGCCCAAGUAACUACACCUCCGCCAGCCAAAGAAGUCGCCCCUGGUCAUACGAAUACCAUCAACUCGGCGACCAACGGCAAGAAAACUAGCUCAGCACCUUACGCUCCCCCUCCUGCGACCAGUCAACGUCAGGACAGCUCACCUGUCAAGGCAGAGUCCAUCUUCAACACUUCUAAACUUCUUUUCACUCCCCAUACGUCGGAGCAAAUAUCUGCCCUUUGGACAGCCUAUCAUGCUUCGCGCAGCGGGGGUACUGGUCGCGGCUUCAUGUGUGCGACGCUUCCCGUCAGCCAGUACGAAACCUUGAUGCGCAUUGCCAAACGUUACCCCAACUUCGUCAUACCUGUUCCUCGGCUCGUUCCACCUCAAGAGCCACCUUCCCAGGACGAUUCUGCCAAGACAAAAGACGAACUGUCUUACGAGUUCUAUUACCUCCAGUGGGACUUCCAUGCGCCUCCUCCGGCGCCCAAGGCCAAGGAAACCGACCUUUUCGACGCCACACCAUCGUCCGCCGAUCACAGCCUUCCACCAGCCACGACCGUGCUCUUUACCCCGCUGCAGGAGUACAAGCUCCGCGCAUCAUUUGCAACGCCGUACCUCGUCCUCACGUUUUAUCCUGACUUGGCGAAGAGCCACGGGUUGGUGCUCCUGCGGGGCGAAAUCACACCGUCUGCUGCGACGGCCGCCAGACCCCCUGGCGGAGAUCCCUCUGAAAGGUUCAUGCUGAGUCAGGGGGACGCACAACUGCUCGCUAUGGGCCUGCAGAAGUUCUAUCUCUGGGGCGAGGCAAAGACAGGGCACCAAGAGGGUGAAGCUGGUCAGCUGCUGCAAGCUUUCCAUGAGAAGCCCGAGGAGUUCAAGUGGGAGGAUCUACUCAAACAUGCUACAUUGGCUUAGACAUAGAAUAUAUUACAGAAUCGUUAUUACAGUAUCUCAUGCUUACAUGCAGACAUGUCUAGUAUGGAAGGUAUACUCGGGUCAGUGUACUGCUCGAAAACGAGUUAAGCAGAAGAAAUAAGCGGUGCCUUGUGAACCCAUUCAUGGCGUUCUAGUUCGUCCAAGACGAAUGUAGCAAACGCAUCCCUACUCAGAUAUAUGCCCGUCUUACCAUCCCCGACGUAACCAAUUAUAUACUCCUCGCUUUGAGAACUCGUAAGUAUCGGUACACGCCCAAUCGUCCAGGCGAGGUCGCUACCGCCAUCUUCCCUGAUUGUUUUCCCAAUCGCCACAACGUCCUUGUAUGCGGUCCGCGCGAACGUCGCGACACCCGUGACGAUGGCCGACAUCUUCAAGCUAAACUUGUCCGCGGGAUCUGUGAUGCUAGGAGUUCCGAGAGCAAUCAAGCGGCGAACCCCUUGCUGCUUCAUGACACGGAUAAGGAGCGCGUAGGCGUGCGCUAAAGGCUCGCCGCUGGGGUGCAGGGGCCCACGAGAGACGGAAGGCCCAAGCGCGGAAAGGACGGCGUCAACGCCAUCGAGAGCUUGGGUGAGUGUGGCUUCGUCUGUGAGCUCGCCUUUGCGUAUCACGACGUUGGGAUUAUUCGAGUAGUGUUCGGGUAAUUUCUGGGGAGAGCGCGCGUACACAACUACAGUGUGGGAGGCUGCCAGGGCACGUUCGAUAAGGAGGAGGCCUAUGCCACCAGUGGCACCGAGGAUGAGGACACGCAUUGUAGAGUUAUGCUCGUAUUCCGCUCGCUGCGUUUGUGAAGGUGAUCGUGCCGAUGAUGGGCUGGGUGAACAGACGAGGUCGCGCACUCAACUUUAUAUUCUUGCCUGACAAGCGCCCUUGCU
Molecule: messenger RNA, 1979 nt
Organism: Coniophora puteana RWD-64-598 SS2
Lineage: Eukaryota; Fungi; Basidiomycota; Agaricomycetes; Boletales; Coniophoraceae
Product: ATP11-domain-containing protein
Exons: 3
Coding region: 1-1086 (361 amino acids)
Biological process (GO): mitochondrial proton-transporting ATP synthase complex assembly
Cellular component (GO): mitochondrion
Source: RefSeq, a predicted model, not a curated record